Messenger RNA from Guillardia theta CCMP2712, 720 nucleotides. RefSeq lists its product as hypothetical. The coding region runs from base 343 to 720 and encodes 125 amino acids. The record is from RefSeq and is a predicted model, not a curated record. NCBI's taxonomy places the organism in Eukaryota, Cryptophyceae, Pyrenomonadales, Geminigeraceae. The transcript has a single exon.
AUCGUCCUCUGAAGUAUGGCUCCGCCGCGUUGCAUGCUUACAUGCAUCUUUCCCCACCUGCCUGAUUCGCUCAAUGCUCUCCCCUCCUCUCUUUCUUCUCUUGUCGUGUCUCUUGCUCGCUACUUUGUUGUUUCUGUUCAUGUUCUCCAUUCUUUCCUUGUAUACCCUACAGUUCUGCAUCAGUGUACACAUGCGAAACCUGCACAGUUUGUGUGGUUGCUUUGGCGUUUCGCUGCUUUCUUGUAAAGUUGGUCUUGAAAUGUAUUUCUGGCUUAACCAGAUGUCUGCCGACUACCUUGUUCAUGUACAGUGUUACAUCAUGUGCUAGAACACAUCUAGGUCAUGUCUAUCGUGUAUUUGUUGUCCCUCCUCACCCUGUGUCGCUUGGUUCUGUGCUGCCACUCAACUUCUCUUAUUGUCUAUCCAUCGUGUCCAUCCUUGAAUCAGCACGCUGCAUAUCACUUCUCCUCCUCACCCCCUUGCUGUCUUUCACUUUUGCAUGUGCGCAUCUCCCCGUCUUACGGUUCUUGUCAGAUGCGCACUAUCCUCUACGGAAAGAAGGCUGCCAACCUCUACACCCAGGCGUUCGUUCAGAACACCCAGGCUCGCGCCCUCUACCAGGAGUCCGAGGACACCUACUACCGCGCCAACGAUGCCGCCUCCUACGAUGACUGGCGCCGCGCUCGCCACCAGUGGGACUACUUCUACAACCGUCAUUAA